Messenger RNA from Mollisia scopiformis, 2098 nucleotides. Its product is annotated as alkaline phosphatase-like protein. Gene Ontology annotation, molecular function: arylsulfatase activity. The transcript is spliced from 4 exons. NCBI's taxonomy places the organism in Eukaryota, Fungi, Ascomycota, Leotiomycetes, Helotiales, Mollisiaceae. Bases 270 to 1958 code for a protein of 562 amino acids. The record is from RefSeq and is a predicted model, not a curated record.
CCAAACACGACGAUCAUCAAUUCAUCCUAUAAUGCCAUUGACCUCGGAGUCUUCCGAGUUCAUGUUCCAGCUGCACCAUAGCAUGUAUUAUCAAUCACUGCAGCACCUGCAGCUUGCAUCGAUUGCACCAUCCCUUCCUUUCGGAUGAGCUUUCGAAUAGAGGCAAAUGCCCCGAAAGCUUGUCUCCGCAGCUGUCACGGUACGUGCUGGAAAGUAGCGUUCUUGGAAUCUAGGACUUUUAUCAUAUUAUCUAACAAACUUCGAAAUAUAUGAGUGUCACAGUCAUGACAGACGGAAACAAAGCACCAAAGAGGCCCAACUUUCUCCUAGUCGUCGCAGAUGAUCUGGGCUGGUCAGAUGUGGGCGCCUUUGGAGGUGAAAUCCAGACCCCAAAUCUUGACAAAUUGGCACACAAUGGAGUACGGUUGACGGAUUUUCAUACCGCCAGUAUGUGCUCUCCCACGAGGUCAAUGCUCUUGAGUGGGACAGACAAUCAUAUUGCAGGUUUGGGCCAAAUGGCGUACUGGGGUGACAGCGACUCGCCUUGGAAAAAACUUCCAGGCUACGAAGGUUAUCUGAACGACCGCGUUGCGGCUCUACCUGAACUUCUCCAAGACGCUGGGUACUACACAACGAUGUCUGGCAAAUGGCAUCUUGGUCUCACGACGGACCGAACGCCUCAUGCUAGAGGAUUUGAUCGCUCGUUUGCCCUUCUACCUGGAGGCUCAAAUCACUAUGCAUACGACCCAGUGCAUCCUGACGGGCGUCGUGUUUUUGCUCAUUGGGCAUCAUUAUACGCUGAGGACGACAAGAUAGUUGAUCCCAAGACAUUCCCUGCAGACUUCUACUCGUCAGAUACUUACACAUCACGGUUGAUUGAGUUUCUGAAAGAGCAAAAGUUCGAUGUCAAGAAGGCAGAUGCUCCUUGGUUUGCCUUCUUGCCUUUCACAGCCCCGCACUGGCCCCUUCAAGCCCCAGCUGAAGUCGUGAAGAAGUACCAAGGAGUUUACGACGAAGGUCCUGAUGUAUUGCGAGCAAAGAGGUUACAAAGUCAGAUCAAGCUUGGACUGCUCUCCGCUGAUGUAGAACCUCAUCCGGUUGUUGCAACCGACAAAGAAUGGUCAGCGAUGGAAGCGGAUGAGAAAAUGUGGUCUGCCAAAACUAUGGAAGUCUUCGCUGGUAUGGUAGACCGCAUGGACUGGAACAUUGGGCGAGUUGUGAAGUACCUUGAAGAGACGGGAGAGAUUGACAAUACCUUCAUCUUUUUCAUGUCGGACAACGGUGCCGAAGGUGCGAUUAUCGAGGCAAUUCCCAUGACUGGAGAUGUUAUCAAGCAGUCAAUCAGCAAGCAUUAUAACAACGAUCUCGACAAUCUUGGUAAUGCAGAUUCAUUCAUAUGGUAUGGGCCAAGAUGGACGCAAGCUUCCACUGCACCAUCGGCACUGCACAAAAGAUUCGUGACCGAAGGCGGAAUUCGAUGCCCAGCCAUCGUUCAUUAUCCACAGCUGUUUGGGGCUUCAAAGGAUAAGAUCUCGGGAGCUUUUACCACCGUAAUGGACAUUCUUCCUACCAUACUUGAUUUAGCUGGAAUUCCGCAACCGCAGGGCCACUUCCGAGGAAGGGAGGUCGUUCCGGUCAAGGGCAAGUCCUGGGUUCCACAUCUGUCUGGAAAUACCUCGAAGGUGCAUAAUGAAGAAACGGUGACAGGUUGGGAACUGUUCUUCCACCAAGCUGUCAGGAAAGGAAAGUACAAAGCCGUAUUCACUCCCAAGCCAAAGAGGCCGGAGAAAUGGCAGCUCUUCGACUUGGAAAAAGAUAUGGGCGAGAUCCACGAUCUAGCAGAAGAGAAGUCGGACAUCUUGGACGAGUUGGUCAAGUAUUGGAUGAUUUAUGUCGCGGAAGUUGGCGUUUUUCUCAGAGAGGACCUCCCAGAAGGAUAUGUUCUGCCAAAGCAAUGAGUGCUAGUAGUGUUGUUACAAUCGGACUAUCGUCCCAAAUCGAAGCUUUCUCGUAUCUGUGGGUAUGACCAGACGAGAGUCAAAAUAUAUGAACUUCGGAGUACAGUGUGUUGAGAGCUUGCAUAAUGGCAUACCCAGUC